Molecule: messenger RNA, 1843 nt
Organism: Emericellopsis atlantica
Lineage: Eukaryota; Fungi; Ascomycota; Sordariomycetes; Hypocreales; Bionectriaceae
Product: major facilitator superfamily domain-containing protein
Exons: 4
Coding region: 100-1506 (468 amino acids)
Biological process (GO): transmembrane transport
Cellular component (GO): membrane
Molecular function (GO): transmembrane transporter activity
Source: RefSeq, a predicted model, not a curated record
UCACGUCUCCCCGCAAACUGGAUCUUGAGUCUUGAGCCACAUUCCCUCCAUCUUGGAGAGAGUGAAACCUUCGAUUUAUGACACCUCAUCUCUAUCCGAAUGAACAUGGCCACUACGCCGGCGCAAACUCAGACCCUGGAGUCCCAUGCGCUCUCAAGCCCAGCGACAUGGACGCUGCAGCCCGAGCCACGCUCACAAUCUGCGCCCGCGGCUCCCACAGAACCCUGCGAGCAGCUCGACGAAAACAUUGAUUCAAAUAGCCUCGAUCGAGAGACGCUCCUCAAAGUAGCCAGCGCCAGCUUCUCCUUCUUCUGCGCCGGUGUCAACGAUGGCAGCACGGGCGCCAUCAUCCCCCAUGUCAUUCGCGACUACAACGUCAACACAGCCAUCGUGUCGAGCAUCUACGGAGCCACCUUUGCCGGCUGGGUCGUGGCCGCCCUCACCAACACCCACCUUGGCCAGUACCUCGACCUGGGCGCCAUGCUCGCCCUCGGUGCGGUCCUGCAGAUCCUGGCGCAAGCCCUGCGCGCCUGGAUGCCCCCGUUCGGUCUCUACGUGACGACAUUCUUCCUCGUCGCCGUGGGCGCAGCGUACAACGACACACACGCCAACACCUUUGUCGCGACCGUCAAGGGUGCGCAUCGCUGGCUGGCGGUCAUCCACGCCUCAUUCAUGGGCGGUUGCCUCGUCGGACCAUUCGUGGCCACAGCCGUGGCCUCGGCAGGCGAGCAGCGCACGUGGAAUCUCUUCUACAUCUUCCCUGUCGGCAUCUGUCUCGCCAAUCUAGGCUUCAUAGCUUGGGCGUUUCGCGACUCAUUCACUCUGCAUCCGACAAGGCAUCUCCCAGGUGGCACGGACAUCGAAGGAGAAGAAUCUCAGGUGACGCGCGGCAAAGAUGCCACGGCCCUCAUCAGAGCGGCACUGGGCCGCCCUGCUGUCUGGCUUCUCAGCCUCUUCUACUUCUUCUACAUUGGUUCCCAAAUUACGUCCAACGGCUGGGUGGUCGAAUACUUGGUCGAGGUCCGGGGAGGUGAUCUUUCUCGGAUGGGCUAUGUUCCUGCGGGUUUCAAUGGCGGAUGUCUGCUGGGCAGACUGUUGCUCGCCGAACCGACACAUCGCCUAGGCGAGAGGAGGAUGGUCUUUAUUUACUGCGUGCUGGCUGUCGGCUUGCAGAUCUUGUUCUGGAUGGUUCCCAACAUUAUUGCUGCGUCUGUCGCUAUCUCCUUUGUCGGCUUCUUCACUGGACCGCUCUUUGCGACGGGGAUCAACGUGGGCACGAAACUGUUCCCACCAGAGUUACACUCGACUGCCCUCGCUUUCGUGUUUGUGUUUGCCCAGAUGGGCGGCUCGUUCUUCCCCGUCAUCACAGGUGUCAUCGCCUCGAGCAAGGGGGUUGGUACUCUGCAGCCCAUUCUGGUGGCCAUCCUGGCGUGCACGGGCAUCAGCUGGCUGCUCGUCCCCAGCGCCAAGAGGCAAGGAAACGAGGCGGCCUUGCACGAGGAAUGAGAAGUCGACUUCUCGCUGUGAUCGCUUUGCUAGUCUGGGCCUCGAGUAUGGCGAUAGUAGACUGGUUCCGGCAUGCUUCUUCUCUCUAGCAAUGCCUUGCAGACCAGGACCAAGUCUAUACUCAAGCAGGACGCCAGCCAUGUCACCCAUAUGUCGCUUGGUGACCUCCCGCAGAGCGUGCGAGAUGUGCGUUUCACAUAAACGACCAGCCUUGGGAUUGGCAGCACAUAAUCAAACAUAAGUAUUAAGCAUAUUCUUCUCAGUCUUCAAGCAUCACCCCCGCAACUUCACUCCACGUUGAGUGCCACAUCGGCAGAAUCAAACGCACAAUCCACCA